AAAAUACCACAGCGUUGAAUAAGCUCGUUUCAUCAGCAUUUCUGUGCUCCCCAACCAACCUACUAUCCGGAGGAGUCAUCUACUUUACAACUGGCUAUCCAAACGGAAUCUUUUUUUCUAGAUAAAAUUGAGUUUUAUAUAAUUAUCCACAACAACAGCAGAAAUUACAAGCAGAAGAAAGUCAGCUUGUCAGACCCUGUCGGCCUUUUUACUUUCGUCACUUCCUACUUUUGAAAAUCGCGGCUGGAGAGAUGGAGUUGCAAGGAGGUACUGAACCGAUGACUUUAGGCUCUCCUACCUCUCCUAAGCCAACGUCUGGAGCUCAGUUUUUACCUGGUUUUCUCAUGGGUGACCUGCCAGCUCCUGCCAGCCCGCAGCCCCGCCCCUUCAGCCUGACCACACCCAUCACAGAGAACACAAGUGCAAGUCGAGGUGGAGGGGGUUCGGCCCUGCAGCCCAUUGUUCCCACUCCAAAAGACAAAAGUGGAGCUCCUCCUGUUCGCAGCAUCUAUGAUGACCUGGUCACGGUGGGGACACCCCUCAGUGCUCACAGACAGUCCUUUCCAGUCAUGCAGACUCCUCUUUCUGCACGUCAGGCUUCAACUCCAGGAACAGGUGUACAGCAGGUGUGUCUAUCUCCAGCUCAGAUGGAUCCUUUCUACAGUCAGGGAGAGGCCCUGUCAUCUGACGACCAACUGGAUCAGACCUGGGUCACUGUGUUUGGUUUUCCUCCAGCCUCGGCUUCCUACAUACUGCUACAGUUUGCUCAGUAUGGAAACAUCCUUAAACACACGAUGGCGUCUCCUGGUAACUGGAUGCACCUUCAGUACCAGUCCAAACUGCAGGCCAGGAAAGCCCUGUCCAAAGAUGGCAAAGUGUUUGGUGACUCCAUUAUGGUGGGGGUCAAACCCUGCAUAGACAAGAGCGUGAUGGGCAGUUGUGAGGCCAUGUCUCCUCCUCCUCUGUCCUCCUCCUCUGUCCUCCCCUCCACCCCUCGCUCUGCCAUCAGGCCGCUCAGCGCCUCCACCUACAAGAGUUCCGGUAGUGAAUACGAGGUGGUGGCCGACAGACAGACGCCCAGAAAGGACGACAGUUUUGUUUCCAAGGCCAUGGAGUACAUGUUUGGUUGGUGAACCAGAUGAUCUGCAGCAACAUGAAAGGAUUCACUACAAAGUGUGAGCGUGAGUGUGAGCGUGAGUGUGAGCGUGAGCGUGAGUGUGAGU
This is a messenger RNA of Nematolebias whitei (Rio pearlfish), 1223 nucleotides long. It is a transcript of the gene nup35, whose product is annotated as nucleoporin 35. Bases 252 to 1133 code for a protein of 293 amino acids. The transcript has 9 exons. Lineage: Eukaryota; Metazoa; Chordata; Actinopteri; Cyprinodontiformes; Rivulidae. Gene Ontology annotation, biological process: regulation of DNA-templated transcription; nuclear pore organization; NLS-bearing protein import into nucleus. Gene Ontology annotation, molecular function: single-stranded DNA binding; structural constituent of nuclear pore; phospholipid binding. The record is from RefSeq and is a predicted model, not a curated record. Gene Ontology annotation, cellular component: nuclear pore nuclear basket; nuclear membrane; nuclear pore central transport channel.